UCUGGUCCUCCUCUGCGCGCUCUGGGUCUCGCCUCGGACAAACUGCGGCGGAGUGCUGGAUCUCCAAAAGUUGACAGACUAGGUGUAAAAAAAAUAUAUAAAAAUAAAAAAAGAGUCCGGGGCCACGGGAGGUUCUGUGUACGUCUCUCCGCGGAUUAGGGUGUCGUAUGAUUUGGUUUUCAGGGUACUUUUGUUUGCAGUUUUAUCAUGGAGGCUCUCAGAGGUCUCCUUGCGCUACUGUGUGUCCUGGUGGCCGGAGCGCAAACGCAGGACAUACUACCUAAAUUUGCGGAGUGUCCUGUUGACCUUUACUUUGUACUGGAUACAUCUGAGAGUGUCGCCCUCAGACAGAAACCUCCCAACUUUUAUAUUGACCAGAUCAAAGAAUUCACCAAACACUUCAUUGAUGAACUCAAAGACAUGCGCCACCGAUGUGACCGUGUCCUGACAUGGAACUCCGGAGCUCUGCAUUACAGUGACGAAGUCGUCCUUGUGAGGGAGCUGAGUGACAUGCGCUCCCAUCGCCAGGACCUGAAGAAAGCCAUUGAUGGCAUAUCAUUCAUCGGCAGGGGAACACACACUGACUGCGCCAUCAAGAGGGGCCUGGCUGAACUGCUCAUUGGAGGGUCCCACUACCACGAGAACAAGUACAUUGUAGUUGUGACCGAUGGCCAUCCUAUCACUGGUUACAAAGAGCCAUGUGGAGGUGUGCAGGAAGCUGCCAAUGAGGCCAAACAACAUGGAGUCAAAGUGUUUGCUGUGGCCAUCUCACCUGACCAGGAGGACACCAGGCUGUUACUCAUUGCCACAGAUCAGACCUACAGACAGAACUUCACUGCAGCAGAUGAGACCAGAUCCACCAAGAUUAAUACCAUUAGGUCCAUCAUUGAUAUAAUCACAAACGAGACAAAGGAUGUGUGCUGCUCCUUUGACUGUAAUGCUUCUGGAGGGCCCAAAGGACCAGAUGGAGAUCGUGGCGCCAAGGGAGAGAUGGGUCGCCCAGGGAUGCCAGGAGUGAAAGGAGAUGUUGGGGAAAUAGGCAACAUUGGUGAUCCUGGUCCUGUUGGUUACAGUGGAAUGAAGGGAGAUCGUGGUCCCAGAGGAGAUAAGGGUGAAAGAGGACACAAAGGCUUCAAGGGCGACAAAGGUCAGAGGGGGAAGGAUGGAAUAGAUGGACGCAAGGGUGAACCUGGUUUCCCUGGGCUUGCCGGCUGUAAAGGUUCUCCUGGACCAGAUGGCCUGCAGGGAGAGUCGGGACCAAAGGGCGACCCUGGUUCUUAUGGAAGGAAAGGAGGAAAAGGAGAUAUCGGAAGAAAUGGUGAACCAGGGCGGCCUGGAAAAUAUGGGUCCUCGGGGCCUCAGGGGGAACCAGGUCCUCGUGGCGCCAAUGGAGACAAAGGAGAGCGCGGAGAUGAUGGACCUCCUGGACAAGAUGGAACACCUGGCGAUAAAGGACAAGCUGGGGAGAAGGGGGAGCAAGGUUCCCGUGGAAACAGAGGUCCAAGAGGUGACCCAGGGGAGCCAGGGCCACGUGGAGAGGCCGGGAGGGAGGGCUCAACUGGCCCCAGCGGAGACCCUGGUGAGCGGGGAAGGGCCGGCUCUCCUGGCUACCGAGGAGAUGAAGGCCCUGCUGGAUCAGAGGGACCCAAAGGACCAAGAGGAAUCAAAGGAGCUCCAGGAGACAGAGGCCCUAUAGGGGAGAGGGGAGAAGAUGGUGCCCCAGGAAAUGGCACAAUAGGCUGUCAUGGUUUCCAGGGUUACCCCGGACCUCGUGGAGACUCUGGUGCGCCGGGCGGCAAUGGAACUCCCGGACCAAAAGGAGAUGAUGGAGAGCCCGGAGAUCCUGGCCCCGGUAACAACAAACCAGGGCCCCCUGGACCUAAAGGAGCCAAAGGUCACAGAGGAGCUGAGGGCAGACCGGGUCCUCCUGGGCCGAGUGGACCACCAGGAACCGAUGAAUGUGAAAUUCUGGAUAUAAUCAUGAAGCUCUGCUCUUGCUGUGAGUGCAAGUGUGCACCUGUGGACCUGGCAUUCAUUGUGGACAGCUCAGAGAGUAUUGGUGCCCCAAACUAUGCUCUUUCCAAAGAUUUUAUCAUCACAGUUAUUGACAGACUGAUCAAAGAUCACCAAGUAAAGUUUGCAGUGGAUCAGUCCACUGUGAGUGUAGUCCAGUACAGUGGAUCAAAAGCACAAGAAGCUAUCAAAUUAACCAACAGCCUCGCCAAUUUUAAGCAGGCAGUAAGAGACAUGCAUUGGAUGGCUGAGGCCACAUACACGGGCGAGGCUCUUGAAUUUGCUGUAACCAAUACACUUAAUGUCAUGAAGAAAGAAAACAAAGUUGUUCUUGUUCUCACUGAUGGGCGCUCUGAUACUAGCAGAGACAAAGUUUCACUCAAUGUGCUCUGUGGUAAAGGCCUCCUGGUGGGUGGUUUAGGUGUGAAGGACUACUCAGGCCGCCAGCCCAACCAGGAGCAGCUUGAAUCCGUAGUGUGUAAGAGUGACCCCAAACCCGGCUUUUCCUUUGUACUGGAGAACUUUGCUGAACUGCUGGAUGACAAUUUCCUUCAGAAUCUUACAGCCAAGAUCUGUCAAGAGAAGAAAUGCCCAGACUACAAAUGUCCCAUCUCUUUCUCUGAAAGUACCGAUAUCUUGGUGAUGAUGGAUAGCUCUGCCAGUGUGGGCCAGAAGAACUUUGAGAUAAGCAAGGCCUUUGUUCGCCGCUUGGCCGACCGUUUCCUGACCGCAGAGAGGAAGGGAGGUGCUGGUGUCAGAGUCGGUGUGGCCCAAUAUAGCCGGACCGCUCGUUUGGAGCAGUCAUUGAUUAACAAUAUCACAGUGCUGUCUACUCGAAUAGAAGAAGCAGUGUUCCAAAACGAUGGCACCGACGUUUUAGACGCCAUGACAUUCGCAAUUAAGAAUUUACGUGGCCGUGGGGAUGCAGCUGGAGGCAGGAAGAAGCUGGUGCUUUUCUCUGACGGCAGGUCUCAGGGUGUCACCGAGGCUGUCCUGGAGAAACGUGUUCGUGAAGUGUCGGAUGCUGGCAUUGAUCUCUUUGUCAUCUCGGCUGGGAGCCAGGUCAAUGAGGCUAAUCUGCGCUUGCUUGUCAGCAAGGGACGACAAGACGACGUCACCUAUGCUCAGCGCCACCUUUUCCGUGUCCCAGAUUACCCCUCUCUGCUCCGUGGAGUUUUCUACCAAACCGUCACUCACAGGGUGUCAAAGCUCUAAAUGCAGGGCGUUGAACAAAAGGAUUAACAUGUUUUAGAUUUUUAGUCUCAUUCUAUUACAUAUUCAGUCUCACUCAUAUACCAUACACUGUUGUCAACUACGUUUGAAUAAGAAAAACAAUAUGUCACAAAAUGACAAAUGAUUGUGUGGCAGACAAAUGUAAAUAUCACAAAAUAGCUCUUUUACUUUUAUUCAUCCUCCUAUUCAUACCAUCGCUGCCUCUGUAUACCCUUACCCAAUGAAUCUGUUGAGGUGAAACAUCCUUUAUUGUAAAAUUUAGGUUAAAAUAGUCUGGAUUCACAACAGAGUACUUCGGUCCUGGAGAGACAUCAGUGAUGACCACAUCAAAACUUAUUCCCAUGUUUCUUCUGUACUAAUUUCGACUCAGGUACUCUGCAUCUCUUUAUAACUCUCAGCGUUGUUUUACUUUAUCCAACCAGUGAAGAUUCACAGAGGUUCCCUGAAGCUGCAUUGUCUCAUCUCUCCAGGACCGGGGAUCCCACUGUUUGAAGAAUUGUUUUGAGCUCUAAUGUGGACUGAUUUUACAGCUUUUACCACUCUGUUAAGUGGUGACAGAUGUGUUGUAUCACAAUAAUCAGGAAAAAGAGAACAACCACAACUAUGAACUGAAAAGUACACAUUUUCAUCUCCCAACGACUGGCCAACGACUUCAUUUUAAGUACAUCAGCUAUGGAGGAUAUUGGAAAAAUUUAUUGAGAAAGCAAUAACAUAUCCCUGACUUGGAGGAAACUCACCUUCAGCAUCAUUUGAAAGCUGUGUGAGAUCACCAACACAACAGGAAAUAACAGGAUGUAACAUCAGACAGACUUACAAAUAAAACCCAUCAGGAUUACUCCUGGUAUUAAUGAGGACAGCUGGACCCAACAUGUAUAAACCAGUCUAUGUGUGUAUCUGCUUCUCUGUUUGUACAUCAUUUACAUAUACACAAUUGGAUUUUUAUGUAGCACUGGGUAACCAAUUAGUAAAAUGGUAUGCUGGGGUUUUUGGUUCAAGUGACAGAAUGACAGAAAUGUGUUGUUUAUCAUCUGUGCAGCAGAGAAGCUCUAUUCAAAGACAAAGACAGACACACACACAUCUUUGCGCUUCAUCAGUGAUAUAGGAAAACAUCUGUCUUAAGUUGGAAAGGAAACUCAAUGGGACUUAUGAGCCUACACAAACACUCACUGUAAAACACACAUACCUAUUACAUCCCCACAACUGUAACUUCAACAUGAUUUGUUGUCAUCAGGAGCUCAGAGAAUCACCAGACUGUCUUUAUCAUUUGUGGUGCUACUACUCUCAGUGUAUCAACUUCCACCUAUGUCAUUCAGGAAGAUAUUUUUAGCUGGGGAUGCAUAGCCUCAGUAGUGUUGUACGAGCUCCUUCAAUAAAGGUUGCUACACCCCA
This is a messenger RNA of Melanotaenia boesemani (Boeseman's rainbowfish), 4635 nucleotides long. RefSeq names its product collagen, type VI, alpha 1 (gene col6a1). The transcript is spliced from 35 exons. Lineage: Eukaryota; Metazoa; Chordata; Actinopteri; Atheriniformes; Melanotaeniidae. The record is from RefSeq and is a predicted model, not a curated record. Bases 208 to 3228 code for a protein of 1006 amino acids.